ACUUUCAUACCAAUGAUAUAACUUCCAACCUUAAUUCUCCCACUUUCUCAUCCCGAAACUCCAUCAGAUUGGGCAGUCAAUCAGUCAGUCAGUCUUAGGAUUGUCAUUAUUGCUAUUACUACUACCUACUGGUACUGCCACUUUCGUUGUUGAAUGUAGGGGAAGGGAGGAAGCAGCCACUCAAUUGUCUAACAUUUGACAUUGAAUAGGUAAUUUAUUCCCUGCGCCUGCGCCAUGCCUUUCGAUUCUUUUAAUAUUCACUCAAACUCUCGUUCGUCAUCAUCACAACAAAAUGCGUUACCAGGAAAUUCGACUUCGGGAGGUAUAUUACAAGCCGCAGCAAAUCUAGGUAGUUUUGGUAUGCCUUCAUUGUCUAGCUCUGCCACAGGACAAUCUGCACCACCACCAACAACAUAUGGUUUACCCCAUCCAAAUUCUUCCAUGACGACCACUUCCAACACCACAUCAAUGAAUCAACAGUCUCAACAAUACGAAACACCAAGGCGAGCUCGACACGCCGACGAGCUACAUUCAAACAUGUCUGCGCAACGAGGUGCUUUAUCUCCAAGAGAUUACGGUGCAAGUGGUCCACGUAUGACUUUAGAGCAAGGCACUCCCGAUUCAUCCCAAUAUUCAAAUGCAGCACCACUGCCAGGUACUCUUCAACCAGGAAGACCAGGUGUGACUUCGACAAAUACAGCCCCUUCUAUACCCACGAUAUCGCAAGAUCAAUAUUCAACCCCCUCACGAUCCACAGGCCUUUCGCACAAUUACACUCGAUCUAGCCCAGCGGCAGGAUUUGAUAGUCAAGGUUUUGCAACAUUUCAAGCAGCCACACCGGGCGGAUCUGAGCAAAAUACACAAAAAUAUACACCACAAGGCUCUCAAAGAACUGUAUCCAAUACUCCUCUCGGGCUUGCAGACAUUCGGCCGCGUACCGAUUCAACACUUGCCGAAGGCUUACCUGGAGCCAAUCCAUAUUCGUAUGAUGGCACCAGCGCAACACCUACCAACAGCAAUUACCUCGCGCCGUGGGCUCUAUAUGCAUUUGACUGGUGCAAAUGGCCAGCGCAAAACAACGAUGCCGGGAAGAUCGCAAUAGGAAGUUAUCUAGAAGACGGGCAUAACUUUAUUCAAAUUCUUGAUUCCCAUAUCGUUCCCACCCAGUCUGAAUCCUAUGUACCUGGAGCCCCAAAAUAUGGACUUGAAUUCACAAAGGUUGCCGAAGCCACACAUUCAUAUCCUGUCACUAGGCUCCUAUGGGAACCACCAUCAUCGCAAAAGCAAUCUACGGAUCUACUAGCUACUUCGGGUGACCAUUUGAGGUUGUGGUCGCUCCCAUCUGAAACUCCAGUCGCAUCGGCAAACAACACCAUCGGAGGUCGUACUUCUAAUUCCGGUCGAGACCUACCUCCCAGCAAACUUACGCCACUAGCCUUACUUUCUAAUUCAAAAACACCAGAACAUACUGCACCUCUGACCUCCUUGGAUUGGAACACUGUCUCGCCUAGUUUAAUCAUUACUUCAAGCAUAGAUACGACAUGCACUAUAUGGGAUAUUCCCACAUUGACUGCCAAGACACAACUGAUUGCACAUGACAAAGAAGUCUUCGAUGUCAGAUUUUGCGCAAACAGCGUGGAUGUUUUUGUUAGCUGUGGAGCUGAUGGAAGUGUGAGAAUGUUCGACCUCCGGAGUCUAGAGCACAGUACCAUCAUCUAUGAGCCAACUACAAAGGAUGAUAAAGGUACGAUUUAUGAAGCCAGUGUUAAGCCUUUACUAAUUGCACUCAUAGAUACGAGUCCUGGAGGUGGCAGAAUAAGUCCAACUUUAGCCCAGCAAACUAUGUCCUAUGCACCCCCUUUACUACGACUAGCAGCGUCGCCACAUGAUACCCAUCUACUCGCUACAUUCUCACAAGAUUCCAACAUUAUUCGUAUUCUGGAUGUUAGACAGCCUGGACAAGCACUCCUUGAACUUCAGGGGCAUUCCUCAUCCAUAAACUGCAUAGAAUGGUCUCCAAAUAGGAGAGGUACCCUUGCUUCUGGAGCUGAUGAUUCUUUGGUUCUUAUUUGGGACCUACUGAGUCCAAACAAUGCCCCUCUUGUUGGUCCUAGCAUGAAUGGUGCACCAGUAUCUGAUAAUUCUCGAGGACCCACUGCCAGUUGGCAAUGUGAUUACGAAGUGGGAAAUAUCAGUUGGGCACCGCGAAGCAACUUGAAUAAUAAUGAGAACGGCGAUUGGCUCGGAGUAAGUGGAGGAAGGGGUAUCUGGGGUGUGAAACUGUGAUGAAUUACGAUGAGCUUUCAGGUCGGCUAUUAGAAAGGAGCAUAGCAUUAUCGCAUGUCAAAGCCUGGAGUUCGGUUUCCUGGAGAUUGCAUCUACAAUAUUCGAGUAUUCAUGAUUUUAUACUCAUCGGAGAUUAUGUAUGAUAGGAGUGAGGUGGCUGGUCACUUAAAUUUACAAUUACGAGUAACUCGUAUGGCCAAAACUGAAAUUUCAACAGCUAAAUGUUCGCCUGAUGUUACAAUAUACACACACGAUUGUCCGACAUGAUUAUAACUAAAGCCCUGCAUCCUCUACAGCAUCCUCAGUUAUGAGUAGCCUGACAAGCUCCACUUUGAUCAAGAAUUUAGAUCAACUUCCUUGUCAUCAAUAUGCUUACUUGGCAAGUAUCGACUACCUUUCCGCAUUGAAACACGGUACCAGGCAACUCAAGUCCAUGUAUAUGAAUGGUGGUCCUGCGAAAAUUCUGAGAUUCUAGUAUCUACCACAAGCCCAUGAGAAUUGUGAGCGUGGGAAUAAGCUGAAUCCAUGAGCUCGCAAUGCCGUGUAGUCCCUGGUGAUUGGAUUCAAGACUGGGAGCAAAAAUCAUCGAUUUUUUAUCAUAACAGGAUGCAGGUCUUGGAGUUGAAAGAAGAUUCAAACGCCAGCGUAGAUUGGUUGAGAGUAUAUGGAUGAACUGAUGGUACAUCCUUAGAGAUGCAACAAAGAAGGACUGAGAUCCCAGUGUGUAAAGAGAGCUUUUUAUUGGAAUAUCGAGUCUUUUUGUAUAGUUCAAUUCAGGAUCAGAGGAAAAUAAGUCGGGUGUCAGUGAGAUCAGCAGCAUAAAUUUAUAACAUCCUAUCAACUCAACUUGCACACACAAUUUAAGAUACAACAAUCAUCUCUAGGAGAGGUUUCACGAGUUCCCUUCAGUCGGGUUUGAAUACCUAGUAGUACCUAAGUCCUCAAUAAAUAAAGAUAUAACGAUGGGCAUAAGAAAUUGUUCAAUUCAUCAGCCAAUAACAGUGCUAAUUACUUAGUAGAAUAUCAAUAACCUCUUG
Messenger RNA from Botrytis byssoidea, 3323 nucleotides. RefSeq lists its product as uncharacterized. Gene Ontology annotation, cellular component: nucleus. Lineage: Eukaryota; Fungi; Ascomycota; Leotiomycetes; Helotiales; Sclerotiniaceae. The record is from RefSeq and is a predicted model, not a curated record. The transcript is spliced from 2 exons. Bases 235 to 2286 code for a protein of 683 amino acids. Gene Ontology annotation, molecular function: protein binding.